Molecule: messenger RNA, 1620 nt
Organism: Triticum aestivum (bread wheat)
Lineage: Eukaryota; Viridiplantae; Streptophyta; Magnoliopsida; Poales; Poaceae
Product: probable isoaspartyl peptidase/L-asparaginase 2
Exons: 2
Coding region: 130-1131 (333 amino acids)
Molecular function (GO): hydrolase activity
Source: RefSeq, a predicted model, not a curated record
CUUCAUCUCCAACACACACCAACCAACAGAGCAACAAGAAAGAGCAGAGCACCACGUAGCCACAGCGAUACAGAGAUCGAUCCUAGAGCGAGACACCCCGAACAACACCACACCACCAGCAGCACAUACAUGGCGCGCUGGGCCAUUGCCAUCCACGGCGGCGCUGGCGUGGACCCCAACCUGCCGGAGCACCGCCAGGAGGAGGCCAAGCGCGUGCUGGCCCGGUGCCUGCAGGUGGGUGUGGACCUGCUGCGGUCCGGCGCCGCCGCGCUGGACGUCGUGGAGGCCGUGGUGCGUGAGCUGGAGACGGACCCCUGCUUCAACUCGGGCCGCGGCUCCGCGCUCACCCGCGCCGGCACCGUCGAGAUGGAGGCCAGCAUCAUGGACGGCAACGGCCGCCGCUGCGGCGCCGUCUCCGGCGUCUCCACCGUCCGCAACCCGGUCUCUCUCGCCCGCCGCGUCAUGGACAAGUCCCCCCACUCGUACCUCGCCUUCGACGGCGCCGAGGAUUUCGCCCGCGAGCAGGGCCUUGAGGUGGUGGACAACAGCUACUUCAUCACGGAGGAGAACGUGGGCAUGCUCAAGCUCGCCAAGGAGGCCAACGCCAUCCUCUUCGACUACCGCAUCCCGCUCGCCGGGGCCGACACCUGCAGCGCGCUGGCGGCGGCGUCGGAGAACCGCAAUAACAACGCCAUGGUGAUGAACGGACUGCCCAUCAGCAUCUACGCGCCGGAGACGGUGGGCUGCGCGGUGGUGGACUCGAACGGCUUCACGGCGGCCGCCACCUCCACGGGAGGGCUGAUGAACAAGAUGACGGGACGCAUCGGCGACUCGCCCCUCAUCGGCGCCGGCACCUACGCGUGCGGGCACUGCGCCGUGUCGUGCACGGGCGAGGGCGAGGCCAUCAUCCGCUCCACCCUAGCGCGGGACGUGGCCGCCGUGAUGGAGUACAAGGGGCUGCCUCUGCAGGAGGCCGUGGACUUCUGCGUCAAGGAGCGGCUCGACGAGGGCUUUGCGGGGCUCAUCGCCGUGUCCGGCACCGGCGAGGUUGCCUACGGGUUCAACUGCACCGGCAUGUUCCGGGGCUGUGCCACCGAGGACGGCUUCAUGGAGGUCGGCAUCUGGGAGUGAGCAUGUGCGGGAGCUCAGCCAGAGAUGUCUCCGCACGUAGUGCGUGUACAUACAUUUGGCCAUCCUGCGAUUGCCAUCUGGUUCUAGUAUAGGAAUCCUCCGUACUACCUCCUUUUCAGUUUACAAAUCCUGCGCGUAUAUAUAGGUUGCCAAUUUUAUCACCCUAACAUAAACUAUAUAACACAAAAAUUAUACCUUUUGAAAGUAGAAACUCCGAAAUUUAUGUUGGUAUAUUUUUUGUAAUAUAUGAUUUUUAUUAGGUUGGUCAAAUUGACGACCUAGGAGUACGCGUACGCCCUGUAAACCGAGAGAGAGGUAGUAGUAGCACUGCUUACUUCAUAACCAUGAGCUACCCGAUAAUAAAUAUGUGACCGCCCAUGCACCACGAGCCUGAAAAUAAGUUUCAUGAGUCACUUCAAUUCUAGACCGUCUAUCUUCAUUCAACGGCUGUAAACAAAACUGACGUUGUUCAACUUCAACCUUUGGCCU